Molecule: messenger RNA, 712 nt
Organism: Aspergillus sclerotioniger CBS 115572
Lineage: Eukaryota; Fungi; Ascomycota; Eurotiomycetes; Eurotiales; Aspergillaceae
Exons: 2
Coding region: 78-554 (158 amino acids)
Source: RefSeq, a predicted model, not a curated record
CCCAAAAGAACCCCAAAGUCAAGGAUGGCGUCGCGUUUCUACAAGCACUGGAGGACGAAGAGGCAGUUGAAGUACCGAUGAACGGAAUUGGAUUUGUUUCUUUCGUUGACACCGGUCUCAAAGCUAUUGGAACCCAAGAUCUAAACAGCUGCAUGGCAGUCAUCAUGGCAACUUCAAAGGGUGCCGUACUAGCCCAUAUUUCCCCCCUGCCUGGGCCUACAACUGAUCCGGAUGCUUCAAUCAACCACACCCGAAAUAUGAUGGCCGACUUUUGGGGGAAAUGUCAGGAGAAUCUGAAGGGAACAGAACUUAGAAACUCAGUUCUUGUAUAUGCGAUGUUUCAGGGACAGGUUGCAAUGCCAGAACAACGGGAUUACAUUCAUAAUGUACUCCUGGAAAACAUGGAUGAAGACCAGUUCCCAAGAGAGUACUCAUAUACUGUGCAUCUGGGGGGUCAUAUCGAUUUAGCUCAGGACACUGUCUUUAUUGACGGCCGAGGGGAUAAGCCGAGGCUCUUUGUCGAAAAUGUUGAGACAAAAUUGCUCGGACCAUGAGCCUUGUCUGUAUUAGUCUAGGUAUUUCUGCACAAGUAUCAGCAUUUCAACGCUCUCAUAAAAUGUUGGUGAUUUAUUGUGUUGAUCUGGGGGUUAUUUCUUUUGGGGAUAGAACGAAGCUUGGUCCCUAGGUUAUUAUUAUGCUUGACUAUAAGAUG